AUGGCAAUCUGUGAUGCAAACUAUUGCUUCACGAUUAUAGAUGUGGGGUCGUAUGGCAAGGAGAGUGAUUGCAACAUUUUUAAGAAAUCGUCAUUUGGAAAAAAAUUAUACGACGAUAAAGUCAAUUUUCCCCAACCUCAGUGUUUACCAGAAGAUGAUGGUGGUAUUCCUCAACUUUACGUAAUAGUUGGUGACGAAGCGUUUGCUCUUCAUAGAAACCUUUUACGCCCUUUCCCCGGAAGAAGCCUAAACAAUGAACGGCGUAUAUUUAAUUAUCGUUUGUCAAGGGCAAGACAGAAUAUAGAGUGUACGUUUGGUAUUUUGUCUAACAAAUGGAGGGUUUUCCAUACGGCCUUAUUAGUGGAACCAGACUUUGGAGUUGCUAUUACCAAAGCGUGUUGUGUUUUGCACAAUUUCGUUCGACGCAGAGAUGGAUAUUGCCCUGAAGAUACACAGACUUGUGAUAUGGAGGAUGCAAAUGAAAAAGUAGGGGUUGGGAACUCUACAUCUGUUGCAAAAGACGUAAGAGACUAUUUUGUCAACUAUUUCAAUCAACCGAUUCAUGCAUUAAUUUGGCAAAACAAGGUGAUAGGUAAUUAG
Molecule: messenger RNA, 600 nt
Organism: Myzus persicae (green peach aphid)
Lineage: Eukaryota; Metazoa; Arthropoda; Insecta; Hemiptera; Aphididae
Exons: 1
Coding region: 1-600 (199 amino acids)
Source: RefSeq, a predicted model, not a curated record